UGACCUCUCACUCUACGCCUCCUCCACUUUAAUUUUUAAAAACCUAUUUACUCUCCACUUGCUCUUGACCUCGCGCAUACUUCUUUCCACUUUCCCCCUGGAUGUUCGCUGUUACAUAACUUGUCUUUCUUCUUCAAAUACUGGAUUUCGCCUCAUAUUGCUGUUGACUAGGCCACCCGCCCUUGUCUACCACACCGUAUAUCUUGAAGGCAAACAGAACGACAUUGGUGGAUAAGAGGAGCUUCGGUAGCUAUAGGUCACAUCGCCGUCGCAGCCUCGUGAAACUUUGCUGGAUUAUCAGACCUUAAGAUCUAACGUAACUUAUUGUUAUUUGGUUUGCUGGCUCUCAACCGCACAGUAUGGGUGUCGGAGCGUUUAUGGAACCACUUGUGGUGGUGACGCUUCUCUUUGGAGGCACAUGGGUGAAUCGAAACACAGAGUACCGCAUAUUCGACCGCCGUAGAUCUGCCAACUCUUCUCCACGAUCCACAUCUCCUGAUUCUAUCGGAUCCGGGGCAUCUAGUCCUCGCUCAACAACCACAUUACUCGACCGGGCUUCUUCGCCAUCAUUACUCACAUCUCAGGAGCCAAAAUGGAGGAAGCGAGAGCUGCGGUUCUUUGGAUUAAGGAAAGAGGUGGUGUCUCCGAAUACCAGGAGGUUUGAAGGUUAUUUCCUGAGCAGACUGUUGAAGAAGUUUCCAUUCCUGGUGGAGGCAUGGUAUUGGGCGUUGAUUUACUGGGUAUAUCAAUUAGGUCGAGCUUUCACUGCAGUUACUAUGGUCGAAAAUACUGUUGAUAUUGCCCGUCGCCAUGCGCUUCAGAUCAUUCACUUGGAAGAGCGAUUAAAGAUCUUCUGGGAGCUCCCCAUCCAGCACUGGUUCUUGAAGCAUCCGUUCAUCAUGCACUGGACGAACCGAAUCUACUCGUUCAUUCACAUCCCAGGAACGAUUCUCUUCCUCGUAGGACUAUACUACUACACGACAACCCGCAACCGCCUCGAUCUCCCUCUUCCGAACAAGGCACGAGGUGAAGCCGAUGGCUCUCCCGCUGGUCCCAAACUUUACGCCGCCCGUCGUCGAACCAUGGCCGUGUGCAAUCUCCUCGCCUUCAUCGUAUUCACACUGUGGCCCUGUAUGCCACCGCGACUCCUCUCCGACCCAGACGUCCCAGGCGCAGUCGGCAAAGAAGCCCGCAGCUACGGCUUCGUAGACACCGUCCACGGCGCCGAAGGCGAAUCCAGCGUAUGGACACAGAACAAGUUCUGCAAUCAAUACGCGGCGAUGCCCUCCCUUCACUUCGGCUACUCUCUCCUCAUCGGCAUGACCAUUUGCACCCUCCCACUCGCCUCGCAACACCGCCGUGCGCGCACUCUUCCCGUACGCCUUACUCGCUCGCGCACCCUCCGCCUACGUCUUCCCACAGCCCGCCGCCUCCUCUGCCUUAUAAUCGGCAUCGCCUACCCGCUGACCAUCCUCCUCGCCAUCAUCGCAACCGCAAACCACUUCGUCCUCGACGCCGUGGCCGGAGCCUGCGUCUGCGCGCUCGCAUGGACCGGAAACCGCGUGCUUCUCAACCUCCUCCCAUUGGAAGAUUACUUCCUCCUGCUCGUCAGGAUCCACAAGCCUGAGCGCAGGGUCAUCGGAUACGACGGCGAGGAGGAGGGAGACAGCAUCGAGGAUACCUGGGACACCCGAGCGAUCUCACCCAUCAAGGGCGCGGUCAUCGAUUAAAUCAUUUUCUCACCUUCCACCUUCUUCUUUUCAUAUAAUAACGAACUUUUUCCAUAAAAAGAGACUUCCGAGUUCUCAAUUAUCUAAUCAAUUGGCUUUUAUCUACGGGAAUGCAAUGCCACGGCGCCUUG
Messenger RNA from Aaosphaeria arxii CBS 175.79, 1861 nucleotides. RefSeq lists its product as uncharacterized. Bases 360 to 1730 code for a protein of 456 amino acids. The transcript is spliced from 2 exons. NCBI's taxonomy places the organism in Eukaryota, Fungi, Ascomycota, Dothideomycetes, Pleosporales. Gene Ontology annotation, cellular component: inositol phosphoceramide synthase complex. Gene Ontology annotation, biological process: sphingolipid biosynthetic process; inositol phosphoceramide metabolic process. Gene Ontology annotation, molecular function: inositol phosphoceramide synthase activity. The record is from RefSeq and is a predicted model, not a curated record.